Molecule: messenger RNA, 8300 nt
Organism: Caenorhabditis auriculariae
Lineage: Eukaryota; Metazoa; Nematoda; Chromadorea; Rhabditida; Rhabditidae
Source: the annotation of a GenBank genome assembly
AUGGAGCUUCCGAAGAAGAAGAAAUCCUCGACGAUUUGCCCAGCGACCAGUACGAGUGGGACAAACAGCAAGAACCCGCGAUUGCAGGUGAUCAUUUUCCGGGAACGUCGUUUUAUCGAUUCAAUUGCCGCUGUUUACACUGUCAAGUGGUUGUUUAUCUUUUGCACUCUCUCGCAGUUGAGAUAAUAGUAAAGAAUGAUGCUUUGUUCUUUUUUUAACUUUGAUUAAAGAAGAAAAAUUAAGGUUUUAGUAUUUGUUCGAUUUUUUUCCGUUUUUUUGAAGGAGAAAAAGUUUUUUUCAAAGCUUCUUAUGAAAAGGUGAGGAUCUUGAAUAAAGCUCGAAGAUUUUUAAAAAGGAAAGAAAAAAAUAUCCUUGUUCUUAGAAAGAUUGAGGAAGGUCUUAAGACCAAAAAAAUAGUUUAAAAAUUAUUUUAAUUGCACUUUUUAUUUGUACAAAACUGUUCAAGUUUCAUUUUCCAACAAAUUUUUUUAACCUUCAUUAUUGCUGUUAGCAGCAAUAAUCAACUUUUUGAGACAUUUGAAAUUUAUUUCCAUAAAAAAGUUGGAUUUUUUUGAGUAUUUCCAGUUUUUUUAUAUUCAAGAUAAAUGAACAAUCAACUUUUUGUUUCACCUUUUUUUAGCUUCUUUUUAACUUAUUUUUUUCGAUCAUCAAAAAAAUUUUUUUAAAAAAAUUUCAGAAAUAAAUUAAAUUGCGCGUGGGGUUCAUGCACAAGAAACAUCAUAUUUGACGGGCGAUGUAGCUCUGGGAACGUCGUGUCGAAAAUUAUUCGGAAAAAAAAGUUUUUUCUUUCGGAUUUUUCAAAAAAAGGGUAGUAAAGUGCGGACGCUAAUUUUUUCAUAUAUAUUGUAAUCCGAAAAAAAAGAUUUUCAUUAAAACCAUUUAUCGAAAAAUGAUGGCGUUAAAUUUUCGAUACAAAGAAAAAAAAAAUGAAAAUGACUUCUAAAAACCCGCAAAAAUGAUCGAAUUCGAAUUUCGCCGCCUUCAGAGUUCUGAAAGGUGCUUCAUUUCCUUUUAUCCCGUUUUAUAUUUUUCAAAUUUUGAGUUUGAGGCAAAUCCCACGAAGAAGUCGACAAUUCCAGCCGUUUUCUCUAAUAAUUCUUCCUCCCCUUCUUCUUCCUCAACAACAAUGCAACCGGUCAAGCAUUUUACAGGUCUUUUUGGUACCAGGCAAGGAUUUUGUUUGAAAAGUCAACAGAAUAAUCCGGAAAUUUCAGAUCGAAACCAGAAAGUAGCCCGGAACCGGCGGCUUCUUCCUCUUCUUCUGCUGAAAUUCCUCCGGAACCCGUUGAAGAGAAUCCCGAUUCCGAAGGCGUCAGUUUGUUCCAGGGGUUGGUCUUCCUGAUAUUCAAGAUGAUUUUAUCAAAUUUUUUCAGGGAUAACCGAAUUUUCCCAUCACGGCAAAGCGCCGCGAAUCUGGAACAACAGCAAGCCGUGGAAACCGGUGAAGUCUCGAAUCCGGUCAACUCCCCGGCGUUACCGGCUAACGUUACCAGGAAUCCGGCCAAUGAACGGAGAGGUUAUUUUUUCGUUCAAAAAUUGAAAAAUCAACUUAUAGAAGUUGGAAUUUUGAUUAAUCCUUGUCAAAAAUCAGUAGGAACCCAACCAAUAAGCGGAGAUGUUCUUUUUCCUAUCAAAAAUCAAAACUUAGAAACUCGAAUUUCGAUUAAUCCUUGUCAGAAUGUAGUAGAAAUACUGCUAAUAAUCGUAGAGGUCCUUUUUUUUUAAAAAAAAAUCGAAAAAUGAAGCUUUAGAAUUUUGAAUUAUCAAUAUUUUUGUCAAAAUGAAGCUCUAUAAAGUGUUUUCGUAUGAUUUUCAAGACUUUUUUUGUCCUUUUUUCCAAUUUUUCGGUACAGAAACUUCAUAAACGUCGUGAGAAUGAUGAUUUUUGCAGUCUGCAUAUUUCAAAAAAUCAAAUUUUACUUCUAAUUUUUGUCCGAUUCGUGAUCCAAUUGACCCCGCGAAAUACAAAAUAGCCGUCAGAGAAUGGAAAAAGAUAACUGAAAUUUGGAGAGUCAGAGAUAAUUUUGUAUUUCGCGACACGGCUACAUAAUAAAAUUGGAUAUUUUCUUAAAAAUCAUGUAAUUUUUUUAACCGUUUUUUGCUGAUUUUGUCAUUUUCUUUCAUUUUUUGUGUGGAUUUCUGUUGUUUUUUUUUUACUGUCGAUUUAUUUUUGCAAUUGGAAUUUUCCGGAAAACUCACCAGGACGCUCCUUGAUGUACCAGACGAAGAUCCUAAAAUUUUGAUCCUGCCCAAUUUUCUAGUUUUUGAAAAAAAGGUACCUCAAAAUCCGGCUAUUUUUGGGCCCUCAUUUUUCAGGAGCUGGGCGGUUUUGUAGUUUGUGACUUUCAGAAUGGUUUUCUAGUACUGCUAGGAGUGAUUCGGCCAAUUUUCAGAAAAUUCCCAUUCAAAAAGUUUAAUAUAGUCUGUGUACCGCGACUUGGAAUUUCACGGAACGACAUUCCGCUGUGCCGCUGCGCGCCUUCGCGAACCUUGGUCGCGCUUUUAAUUUUUUUUUUUCUUUUAUUAAAGUAUUCUACUUUCACGUGCCCCCACAGCAAUAACAAUCAAUUUAAAACGUGACCUAGAUUCGAAAGACGCUUCGCGACCGCACGUAGCGGAACAGCGGAAUGUCGUUCCUUGAAAUUUCAAGUCGUGGCACACUGACUAUAGCCUCCUUAUGAGGAUUGUCUCAAAAAUGGCUUCUUGAAGAUGAAGAAGUUCACGUGGUGAACGUGGCGGCGAAUCGCGAGUCUCUGGCGAGUUCCCGUGGCCAAAGCGAAGACCGAAUGGGCGAUGACGGGUAUCCGUUGGUUCUCGGAGAAUAUGGGCCUAGGUAAUCGAACCUUCGAGAAUUUAUGGCCACUUUUUUUGCAGCGAUCGCCAAAACGCGCUCGAAAAACAGAGGAGCAUCGAUGACGUCAUCCAGCAGCAGAUGUUCGUCGUCGCCGACGGCAUCUUUAGGGUCCCGUUUUAUGGCGUUUUCGGAUUGAAUUGGUGGAAAAACGGUUAAGUGGCCUCCGUUUUUCUCCCCUAUAGUGACCACUUUAUGAUGUUAUCAAGUAGCCUUGAACCCGUGUAGUAGGCUCUCUGUAGUCUUUUUUAACCGAUAAAAAAUGAAGGGGUCAUUUAAGUGAUUUUUGCGGUCUCUUUUGGGUAGUCUUCAUUUUCAUUUCUUUCUCCUCUUAAGUGGUCACUUAAUGGGCCGUGCUCAGUGGCGCGAACAAACACUGUGCAUUUUAUUGUUAAGAAAAGCGUUUUUUGAAUUCUUUGAGUUUCCAAAAGUAAGAGAGCGUUAGAAAAUGAGAGGGCAUGCGUUCUUUUUUUCUCUGGACACUCUCUCCUUUUUCUGUUCUCUCUAACUUUCAACGUCGACUCAUGAAGGUUUUCCUGGCCUUUUUUAUCCCUUUAGUGACCACUUUAUGAUGUUAUCAAGUAGCCUUGAACCCUUGUAGUAGGCUCUCUAUUGUCUUUUUUAAUCGAUAGAAAAAAUGAAGGGGCCAUUUGAGGGAUUUUUGCGAUUUCUUUUGGGUAGUCUUCGAUUUCAUCUCUUUCAUCCCUUAACUGGUCACUUGGAUCAGAAAAAAUGAGCAUAAAGAAAAUCUGUGAGAAAGUAAAUUAGGAUCCUGGAGCUGAAUUAAGAUUAUUCCUUACGGGAUCACUCAAGUACUUCUCGGGGCCUUUUUCCUUACUUUUUUAUAAUUCGUUGGACAGUUUUCAAAUGUCGGCGUCUCUUUGUUCCCUCGGCGGCGAGAUCAGAGAGACAUGAAAAUAGCACGCCAACGUGAGAGAGUCCCAGAGAAGCCCCGCCCUUUCAUGUCGCGGCGAACGGACCUUUUUGAAUACGUUUCAAAUCGACUCUUUUAACCCUUAUGCCGUGUUCAAAGUGAUUCCUCGAAUUUCAAAAUAGCCGUCAGAGAAAGAGAAAGACAACUAAAUUUUGGAGGGUCAGAGAUAGUUUUGCAUUUCCCGGAAAUUUCUUUGAACACUGCAUUAGACCGCAUAAGACUCAGAAAUCUUUCAGAACAACGCAGAAGUCGCCGAAAUGGACGACAUGGCGCGAAUCUUCGAUGAGCUCGGCGAGAUGCUCAACGACGACACCGGCGCUUCCGCGUCGCGCAACGAACGCCUCCAUCCGCAACUCGCCGCCGCCGAGGAGCAGCAGCAGCUCCAGCAAGUCUCCGAGUUUGAAGGCGUCAUCAACGACGCCAGAAGCGGCAGACCCGGCCCCAGCGGACUGUCCAAGCAAAGGCUCAGGCUUCCCGAGCAACAGACUUCCCGGCCCGAUCAGGCUUCUUUUUCCUCAUCGACGAAGGCUGUCAAUAUUCUGCCAGGUGUGUAGAGUUCGUAUAUGGGUGAUACUUAGGAUCUCCAGAGCGGUCCCUAUAGGGGCAGCCUUAGGGGACCUUGGAGGAUGGGAGCCCCUCUAGGGACCCCUUUAACAACUCCUAUAGAGGCCAUGAAAGCUUGCAAAAGUGGCCCCUAUAGGGGACAUGCUAUUCGAUAACUUUUAUGAACUAUAUGCGAAGAAGCAUUUCCAUGGAAAAAACUGAAUAUAUAUAAGCGAUUUUUGAAUGAAAUUCAACGACCCCUAUAGGGACCACUUGAGCUUUAGGGGCUAAGUGGUGAGACCGUAAACCCCUAUAGAGGCCACCUUAAUUUUACCCCUAUAGGGAACACUUUUUCAGCCCCUAUAGAGGUUGUUUCCCGCCCCUAACCCCUAUAAGGACUACUCCGGCUCUCAACCAAAUUUUUAUAGUUCCGCUUAAGGGUAAAUGAAAAAAAAAAUGCAUGUUUAGUAAAUCAAGACCAGGGUUCCUUGGAGCGCACUUACAUUUGAAAAAUUAAGAUAGCCUGAGAAAUUUCUGAGGGGUUUUUAUAGGCGUUUUGUUGUUUUUAGGGACCCCUAUGAAAUACCCUAUAGUGAACCCUCCGAAAUUCCUCAGGAAAGAACCGUUCGAGGUUUAAAAAAUGAUACGAGUCCUCAUGAAUUUCAAUGGAAAAUGGUAUAAACUCGUCUUGAAGCGCAAUAUCCGUGUGUUGAACAUUUUACCCUGGUCGCAAGGAGAAUGGCUCGAGCGUCGCGGUCGCGUUGCGGAGAUUUUGAAUUUUUACUCGCGUUUUCAAUGACUUGCAAGUUGUCUUAUUUCCUCUAGCGCUUUUUAGAAAUGAUCGUCUUUUCGAGAGUUCCUAGUCUGGAAUCUACAGAAAGUGUUCAAGAUCAUUUUUUUUUUAAAUUCUUUCAGCCAGCCGAAGCCUGAUGGAACACCCGCCAAGCAAUCUCAUCGCAUUCGGAGUCCGACCUCGGAAUCCGCCCACGUCUUCUGCUUCUUCUUCUUCCACUUCUGACUUCCAGAAGCGUGUCCAAAGUGAAUUCCCCCUUCAAAUUCCUUCAAAAACGGCAUUUUUCUGUCCAGGACGACGCCCGGCGAACGUCGAGGAGAACUCGCCGUUGGGCUGGCAGGCCGCCAAAAGCUCCCUAAAAGAACGCGUCAAUUAUAUGUACUGCAAUGAUUUUUUGGCCGACGUCUACUUCCUUGUCGGCAAAUCGGAUAAUAAGCAGGUGAUUGCAGGUGUAACAUAUAAUAAUACGUUUUAUGGGAAAAGUUUCCUGAAUUUUGGGAUUCUGUAUGAAUCAGGGAAGCUUUGUACAACUAAACGAUGAUUGGAAUCGCUUCUGUUGGGCCAAAAACAAGGGAAAAAUUAGGCUCUAGCGACCUUUGCUGAAUUCUAAAAACUUCAGAAGAAUUUUGGACUUUGAUAUAACCAACUAACCAUAUGCUCUAUAGUAAUACAUUUAAACUUCCGUAGAUUCGAAUCGACUUUUCUUUUAUAGAGAAUCGCCGCUCACAAGUUUGUCCUUUCAAUUGGUAGCGUUGUCUUCGACGCCAUGUUCAACGGAGGGCUCACGCCUCAGAAUUCUCGAGGUACAGUUGAAAAGAAAAAGAUUCUGAAGAGCCUGACCUGAAAAAAGGGUCCUGGCACGAUAAGAACAAAGAAAGACCAACUAUUCUUUUUUGAGUUCCAAGUAAGCCCCACAGGAAAAUCGGGAGGGCACCAUAAUAUGUCCAUCGUGAGGCCUCCAGCAUGCCUUUUAGCUAUACCUGAGCCAUCUCGGAGGUACUUCAGAGUCUCCCUCAAGUCCCUCUCAUUUCGCUCAAAAUCCUCAGAGGUAUACUCGAGGUAUCAUCUUGAGACUUCAGAGCCUGCGAUAUACCUCAGAGGGUCUCGCGAUACCUUUUCUCGAUUCCCCUAUGAUUUCAAUCGCAAUUCAUUUAGACUCUUCAAUUUCUUAUACUGAGAUUCUCAAACAUGAGGUUUGGAUAUUUGGCAGAAAAGCUGCUGGAGAAGAUGGUCACCCUUUCUCGAGGCCUGAAUUUUUUAAAAUUCUUUGAUGAAACACUUGAAAGUUGUUAGGCCAAAUAUUUCAACUAAAAUUCUUUCUUUGAGAAAAGUGCAAUUCACAGUCUUUCCCAAACAAGUACGUCGUAAAAUAGCGCCUUUUUUGAAUGUUUCGGAAUAACCACAUAAAAUUGGUUAACGACCUCUCGCCCCGCUGGUUUUUUAGUGGUCAUCGAUGGGAACCCCCUUUCUGACUCAUUUAUUGCGUUGCGAAGAUUUUAGGCGUCUUUUUUGAUCGUUUUCUGAUUUUGCCAUUGAGGAGAUCAAUUUGAAAAUGAUUUAUUUAAUUUUUCAUAAAUUAGUUUUCAAGUAAUUUCACCUAAAAAGAAGCUUGAUUCACUUUAAAUCCUGGAAUCAUUGGAAAAAUUGGGCCACAGUGCUUUUUGAUGUACAGUACCGCUCAAAAGUGUAUUAAGUUUUGGUUUUUUGAGGAUAUCUGUACUCAAAAAAGGGUCCCGAAACUUCAUUUUUAUGGAAAAGACACCUGAAAAUCGAAGAAAAUUAUCAAAAACGGCUCGGACAUUGGUAACGCGAAACGGACGUUCCUGCGUUUUUCAAGUGACCACUAAAGUAGCAUCAGCACCCUCAAGUGAUCCCUAGAGUCGCCCAGAAACGUCCGAGGGUUGGGCAUUCGAAAUCUAGGAUUUUUUGCGCCUUGAGACUUCCAGAAACCCUAACCAGAAGAUCGAAGAAUUUUCUGGCUCAGUUCCAAAAAAAUCCUGACCAGCCACGAUUUAUAAUCACUCUUUUGCCAAAAUUUGAAAAAAUCCCGACCAGCCGCAUUUUAAAAUGACUUUUCGCUUAGAUCCGCUGGAAAUUGAGCUGCCUGACGUCGAACCAUCAGCUUUCCUGACCCUGCUCAAGUUCCUCUACUCGGACGAGGUGAACAUCGGCCCGGAGAGCGUCAUGACCACCCUCUACACGGCCAAGAAGUACGCGGUCCCGGCGAUGGAGACCGCCUGCGUCGAGUUCCUCAAGCAGAGCCUCGAGGCUGAGAACGCCUUUAUGCUCCUGACUCAGGUGCCAGUUUGAGCUUCUUCUUCUCGGGAUGAAGUUGUUGAUGAUCAUGGAAAUGAUAUUAGGAUGAGGGCGGGAACUUUUCAGUAGGAAAAAUCACAGUAUAUGGAGCUUCUUCUUGCGCGCCUCGCUAUGACUCAAAGGUAUACGGUAAUAUGACCAGUUCUUCGCUUCAAGACCCGCUUGAGGACUUUAUGAUCUAGAAGUAUACGGUAUUAUGACCAGUUCUUCGCUUCUAAACCCGCUUCAGAACCUAAGAUCUGAAGGUAUACGGUAUUAUGGCCAGCUCUUCGCUUCAAGACCCGCUUUAAGACCUAUGACCUAAAGGUAUACGGUAUUAUGGCCAGCUCUUCGUUUCAAGACCCGCUUAAGGACUUAUGAUCUAAAAGUAUACGGUAAUAUGGCCAGUUCUUCGCUUCAAGACCCGCUUGAGGACCUAUAAUCUAAAGGCAUACGGUAUUAUGGCCAGCGCUUUCUCAAGCCUCUUUUGAGCUUCUGAAUCUAACUCUUCGCAAAUUACAACGUUUCAGGCCCGACUCUUCGAUGAGCCGCAGCUGGAGCAGCUCUGCCUCGAGCUGAUCGACAAGAAUACAACUGACGCUUUGGCUGGCGAUGGUUUCUGCGAAAUCGACCUCGACACCCUUUGUGCAGUCCUUCGGAGAGAUUCCCUUCGUGUCAGAGAGGCGCCGCUUUUUCAGGUACCCAUGCCUUCUUCUUGGAUUGGCAAAAGAAAUUGGGUGGUGGCUCGGGUCGAACAUCUGACCCUUUGGACUAUAGACAAGCUCCCAACCAAAUGCGCUGCUUUUGAAUUUUUGAAGUUGUGGUCUUCAGAAGCCUGUAAAUUUGACUUACAACGUGUCUAG